Oncorhynchus gorbuscha (pink salmon) is the source of this 1904-nucleotide messenger RNA. Its product is annotated as coiled-coil domain-containing protein 14-like. The transcript has 6 exons. NCBI's taxonomy places the organism in Eukaryota, Metazoa, Chordata, Actinopteri, Salmoniformes, Salmonidae. Gene Ontology annotation, biological process: protein localization to centrosome. The record is from RefSeq and is a predicted model, not a curated record. Gene Ontology annotation, cellular component: centriolar satellite. Bases 232 to 1854 code for a protein of 540 amino acids.
UCUGUGUCUGGAGAAAGUGGACAUCCAAUCUCAUCUUCCUGCUCUCUCUCUUGUCAGGGACCACCGGUACUCUUCUCUGAAAUUAAUUCUCACCCCCAGCCUCACCCCCAACCUCACCCCCUUGCCAACACUCAACCACAGUCUGCCCCAGAUGCUCCAUCCCUGGGCAGGGGGGGCCAGCUGGUUUCUACCCAGGAUGGAGGGACCAUAGCCAGGCAGGCUUGCGGCCACAUGGAGGGUAACGCUGGAGAGGAGGAAGAGGAGUGUCCAGUGAGAGACACCAGCGCCCAGACCUGCUUUAACAUACAAACACACACCCAGCUGGCAUACACACACCCACACACACACAUAGAUCCAGUCCCUGUACAGGCAUACUUACAACACACACAUCCAGGUGUGGCUCCCAACCACACACACUCGUACACACGCAUGCCGCUGGCGCUGGGCUCUAAGGGCUGUAGUCCAGAGGGAACCGCUCGGCAGGUGAUGACUGUUCAGUACCUCCUUGGAGAGUUGAAGGCUCUGCUCGCUGGCCAAGACAGUGUAGCAGAGCGUCUGAUGUGUGAGCUGGAGCAGACAGUGUCUCUACUUCCUGUCAUGGUGGGCAGUUCUAACAUCCAGGCUGAGAUUGCUCUGGUCCUGCAACCUCUACGCAGUGAGAACGCACUGCUACGCAGGUCAGCACCAUCACCCAGGCGUCUGAGGAUAGUGAACCAACAGUUGCAGGAGAGAGAGCGAGCAGAGAGGGAGGCCAGAGAUGUCCACUGUGACACUGACGUGUCGGCUCUGCAGUCGGAGCUCCACGAUGCUCACACAAGCCUGCAAGAGCUGCAGCGUGGCAACACUGAGCUACGGCAAGCCCUGGUGGACACACAGAGCCAGCUGCAGCAGAGUGAGGCGGAGUGCAGUCGUAUCAGUAAAGACGUGCAGUCUGCUCUGGGUGAGGUGCAGGGCUGUAACCGCAGGCUGCAGGAGUGUCAGAAGGAGAAUGCUGCACUGGUCCUCAACACCCAGAAGAGGGAGACAGAGAUCCACACACUACAGGAGCACCUCAGAGCUCUACAGGUCCCUGUCACUGAGUCUCCUGCUGUGACUGACAUCCCUACGUCCCGCCUCCCUCUCACGAAACGAGCUCUGGACCAAUACCAGGACCAGCAGGGUCCGUCAGACCACCCAGUCAGCCAAUACCUGUGGUCGUUGGAACAGAAGGGGUGUGGUUCUGUCUCCCUGCCCUGUAAAGGCCCUGAGUGCAACUACACACACCAGCAGGACUUCAGUGUGUGUACACCAGCUGGUCAGAGUGUGUGUGCUUCUGCGGAUCAGGAAGUGGGUCUGUGUGUGGCUCUGGAAAGAAAAGCCACCCCACCUUUGGCCUUCGCCCCACUGAGAGAGACUGUGAGGUCACCACUUCCUGUUGAGGGGUUACCGCUUCCUGUGAUGUCACAGAGAGGAGGGGGGUCACCACUUACUGUGAUGAUGUCACAGAGAGGAGGAGGACCACAGGGUCUUCAGAGCCUUAGUGUUGCCCUCGAGAGUUUCCCUCAAUUAAAAAGCCUAUUAUCUAAUAUCCACCAAUCAAACGGACUCUGCUCUAAUGGCGCUGGACACUCUGACCUGUCCCAGAGUCACCGUCUGGACAUGGAUAUGGCAUCACCGGGCAAGGGGCGGAACUCUUCGCUUGACUCCACUGGCCUCUCCUUAUGCGAGGUCAGAUCCUUGGCUUCUGAUUGGAGUGCAGGGUCAAGCUCGACCUUUGACACGCGUGACGAACAGGAGUUCCGUAACGGGCUGGCCGCUCUGGAUGCCAGCAUUGCCAGCUUGCAGAGAACUAUAAAGCAGGACCUUAAGCGAUGAGACAGACACACACAGCGAGGUAGUCUGAAUCUAUUCCAAUGUAAUAAAAU